This is a messenger RNA of Trichobilharzia regenti, 1032 nucleotides long. NCBI's taxonomy places the organism in Eukaryota, Metazoa, Platyhelminthes, Trematoda, Strigeidida, Schistosomatidae. The record is from the annotation of a GenBank genome assembly.
AUGAAACUGAAUUUUUACUUAUAUUACUCAAGUUUGUCAUUGAGACAUUCAAUAGUGAAUUUGUUUAUCUACACAAAUAUUUUGAGGUCAUUGUGCGUUUAUAUAAGAAAUAAUAACGUUUUACUGUUACAUGUUACCACAACAGAUACAGCCGAUUCCCCUGCAAUGUCACAACCAAAUACUGCAAGUUAUGAAAAUGCCAUCAAAGCAGCAGAGCACAUCAAGAAGCAAAUACGAAUAGUGCCAGAGAUAGGAAUAAUCUGUGGAAGUGGGCUUGGUAAUUUGGCUGAUGGAAUAGAAGAUAAAACUGUCAUUCGAUAUGAAGAUAUACCGAAUUUCCUUCGGACAAGCGUGGUCGGACAUGCGGGCAAUCUAGUUUUCGGUAAACUUGGAAAGCGUAAAGUGGUUGCCAUGCAGGGCAGGUUCCACAUGUAUGAGGGUUACUCUAAAGAACAAAUCGCUCUUCCUAUUCGGGUAUUGAAAUUUUUAGGAGUCAAAGUGCUUAUAGUAAGUAAUGCAUGUGGUGGUCUGAACAGAGGUUUCAAAUGCGGCGAUUUCAUGGUGAUAAAAGACCACAUAAGCCUACCCGGUCUGGCUCUGAAUAAUGUGCUGAUGGGAUCAAAUGAGGAGAAGUUUGGACCCAGAUUCUUAGCAACCUCAAAUGCAUACAGCUCCGAAAUUCGUAAAUUGGCCAUUCAAUUAGCUGAGAAAAUGAAUAUUCGUCAUUUGGUUCAUGAAGGUGUAUAUGCUUUUACUGGUGGCCCAACAUAUGAAUCCCCUGCUGAAUGCAAAAUGUUGCUCGCGAUGGGUGCAGACGUGGCUGGCAUGAGUACAGUACCAGAAGUGUUAAUCGCACGUCACUGUGGAAUGACUGUCUUCGCUGUUUCAUUGGUUACAAAUGUGUGCAUUCUCGAUGUGGAGAGUAAGGCAAUAGCCAAUCAUGAGGAGGUUAUAGCUAUUGCAAAGAAAAGUGCAGACAUUUUACAGUCAUGGAUUAAGGAAAUAAUAAGCAAUGUUUCAAUUGAUAAUUAA